AUGGUCAACGUGCCAAAAGCCAGAAGAACCUUCUGUGAUGGCAAGUGCCGCAAGCACACCAACCACAAGGUUACCCAAUACAAGAAGGGAAAGGAGUCCAAGUUCGCUCAAGGUAAAUAUUUCUUUAAAUAUUUUGGGACUCUAUAUUCUAUUCAGGACGUCGUCGUUACGACCGAAAGCAGUCUGGAUUUGGAGGACAAACCAAGCCCAUUUUCAGAAAGAAGGCCAAGACCACCAAGAAGAUCGUCUUGAGAAUGGAGUGCACCGAGUGCAAGCACAAGAAGCAGCUCCCAAUCAAGAGGUAAUUAUUUUCUAUUUUUUCUCUGAAAUGCAGAAUUUACACCUGUCAUGUUGUAAAUGGUGUAUUCAGAGAGUUGAGGUAUUUGGCAGAUUUGCUGCUUACAUUAAAAUGUUUAUUUUUCAGAUGCAAGCACUUCGAGCUUGGAGGACAGAAGAAGUCCCGCGGACAGGUCAUCCAGUUCUAA
This is a messenger RNA of Caenorhabditis sp. 36 PRJEB53466, 485 nucleotides long. The record is from the annotation of a GenBank genome assembly. Lineage: Eukaryota; Metazoa; Nematoda; Chromadorea; Rhabditida; Rhabditidae.